AUGGCGCUCUUUGGUCGUCUUCCUACCAUGAUGAGAGAGGAACCGAAAUUAGCCGGUAAGGGGAGGAGGGGUGAAAUGGCAAAGAACGCAGACGAGAAUAUUUUGAAAGUGGUCCCAACCUUGAUGCCCAAAGUGCAGGAAGACGAAAAGGAGAAGGCCAAUGCGCGUGGCCUUGGCCAUGACAUCUUCCACCUUCCUCCUGGAAUGAACGCAGGUGGAGUGGUCCGGGACUAUCUGAAGCAGGUCCAUGGCUAUAUCUGGAACAUAGAAGCUUUGAAGUCCCUCCAGGACCCAAAGGUUCUCUAUGUGUUUACAGUUCCGGCGUCCUUCUCCAAGCCCGCUCAGCUAGCGAUCAAAGACGCUGCCUCAGAAGCUGGAUUUCGCGAUGGGACAAUCUAUCUGGUAAAGGAGCCGGAGGGCGCUGCCACGCAUGUCUUCGAACGCGGACUUCUAUCAGAACUCAAGGAAUACGAGAAGAUCAUGGUAGUUGACCUUGGUGGAGGGACGGUGGACAUUGCCACGUAUAUGGCAUCGAAAGUCGAGGACACCUUGCAGACCAAAUACUUGGAACCUUCUGAAGGCCUGGUCUCUCUUCCGGCUUAUUACAAUCACACUAACCUCUCCGAUAUCGAUCGCAACUUCCACGAUCUUUUGAGUUCGCGUUUUGGACAGAAAUUUUCAAAGCAACCUGUCAACUGCACGGGCCCGGGUAGCCCCCUGAUGGAACUAUUCGAGUAUUACAAGAGAACAAUGACCGGAGAUGAAGCAAGCACCAAGAAACUCCAGUUUUAUCUGCCGAUGGAUCUAGACAAUCCGAACCCACGGCACCAUGAUGCCGACGCCCAGGAGAUUAUCCUGUCCAUGGAUGAUUGGGGGGAUAUUUUCACUCCAGUCCUAGAUGAGAUCAAACUGUUUAUCCAGGAUCAGUUCAACAAGGCAAAAGGUCCUUUCAAGUACAUUGUGCUGGUGGGUGGGUUGGCGAACAUUCCGUGGAUCAGGAAUGCCAUUCGCCAAUCCUUUCAUUCCGACCAGACUCUUGUGAUUUGUUGCCCACAACCGGAGUUGGCCGUAGUACGCGGAGCCUUAGGACGUCUAAGCUCGGAUUUUAAACAAUUGGUAAUCUCUCCGUGGUAUUACGGGGUUGGAAACCUGAAGAACGAAGAGAUCACCUGGUUAUUCAACAAAGACGAGCAAUAUUCCGACGGCAAAAGUCCCAUCAAAGGUUUCACCUUGACGCACAAGCAAGGUGAUUCUAAGUGCAUCCAAAUUCCUGUGUAUGGUUGCAACAGAGCGAAUAGUCCCCGAUUCACUAAAGGCAAUGGAGUGUUACACCUUGGGUACUUCACCCUCGAUCUUCGCACCAUCAAUUUGGGAAAGAUGUGGCAUGUAGAAGGCGAUGAGGGACGUCUUGAAUAUAAGAUCGAAUUCACCCGACAGAUGGCAUAUGUUGGUAAAGCAGGGGUGCUUCAGAUCAGGGCCCUGACGUUGGGGGGAAUGUUGAUCGGAAAGUUAUUGGAAAUGGAGAUGGAUAUCGCCGCCCCUGUUUAUUUUGGAUUUUCUGUCUUCCUGAUGUUCGUUUUCAUUGUUGUUGCGUUCAUUCCCUCACCGUGUUUCUCUUAA
Molecule: messenger RNA, 1620 nt
Organism: Aspergillus sclerotioniger CBS 115572
Lineage: Eukaryota; Fungi; Ascomycota; Eurotiomycetes; Eurotiales; Aspergillaceae
Product: Hsp70 family protein
Exons: 9
Coding region: 1-1620 (539 amino acids)
Molecular function (GO): ATP-dependent protein folding chaperone; ATP binding
Source: RefSeq, a predicted model, not a curated record